Trichophyton rubrum CBS 118892 is the source of this 1602-nucleotide messenger RNA. RefSeq lists its product as uncharacterized. The coding region runs from base 1 to 1602 and encodes 533 amino acids. Lineage: Eukaryota; Fungi; Ascomycota; Eurotiomycetes; Onygenales; Arthrodermataceae. The record is from RefSeq and is a predicted model, not a curated record. The transcript is spliced from 4 exons.
AUGGCUGUCUGCGAGCAAUGGAUAGACGACUUCGAUGUCCAUGUCGGCAUCAACAAUAUAAUCGCAAAGGACACAUCCCCAAAGAUCACCUAUGAACCUCCGGAAUUGGCCAGGCAGAGCAUAACCGACAAGCUGAAACUGCAAUUCUGGCCGCCUGCUAAACGGUCAUCUACUACCUCCGCGAGCUCGAGAGGACGAACCCCAGAGUCCUCCAGCUCAGGACGAUAUAUUUAUAUCGGCCCUAAUCGUGACAGGCUGGCUGCUGGUUCUCGCGAGUCGCUGUUGACAGUAUCUACAAACCGGCAUUCAAAACACAUGGAUUCACCUACUAUACCGGGUUAUUUCCCGAGCCAUGAGAGAGCUCAAACUGCCCUAGGGUUUUCCCGACCGUCUUCAAGAGCUCGCGACCAUUCACCCCUGGGUUACUCAAGUUUCAGCGACAGGCGCACUGCCAGACAAAUGGGGAACAGUUGCAACACAUCCAGACAGUCACCGAGUCCACAUUCAACCGGAAGACUUACGCCCUCAAGCAACCAGCCGAUCAUGGCACAUCAGCAACAACCUAGAGCCCGGCUGCAACGCAAGCGGAGCCCGACCAAGGCUGAAAUUGAGGGAAUCCCUCCCAAGGUGCCUCCGAAAACCGAACCUGCAGUGCCCAAGAAGGACAAAACCAGCCCGUCGCAUUUCUUUGGCCGAGGUCUGCCCAGGCACCGAUGUAUAGAAGCUGCUCACUCAACUUCUGCUCCCAAUCUCUCUCAUCUGCGGGGCGGAUCGACCUCGAACCUGUUGUUGGAAAAGGAGCGGCAGGCAGAUCAGCUAGCAGAUCUCCCACAAUUUUCCCAAAGAUACCAUGACAAACGACCGAAAUCGUUGAAGAUACUAGGAUUAGAUGCCACGCGGCGACCAGAGAGUCCUGCGCCCGGGGAGAGCGAUGAUGUUCCAAAAGACCUUGUCAUAAGAGAAAAGCCGUCCAGGAAGAAGCCCCGGGGUAGAGCAGGGCUUGACAAUAUUGAUAUUCCGGUUGGAAAUCUGCCGCCGGGGUAUUCCAUCCAAACAGCUUCUAUGCUCUUGACCUGUCAGGAAAUUGAAGAACUUCAAAGCCAGGCUCGGCGAAGGGGGCAGAGGUUCGAAGUUCUCAAAUACAGCGAAGUAUCGUCUCUCACACAGGAAAUGCAUACUCUUAAUAAACAUUGCAAAUACCUUCGAGACACUCAUGUUGCUCUUCGAUCAGACAGACAACGUCUGCAUGGCAGAGUGAUAUCAUAUCUCAAAUCAGCCAGCGGGGUCUCCAGUUUUUCCCCCGAAGGCGUCCUCAAGCAAGAAGAAGCCUUGCUAGAAAUCGAUCAAUCAAUAGACGAAUGGGCGACCAAACUCGAAUAUGCAGAAGAGCGGCGAGCAAAGAUCCAACAGAAGCUAUUGGAGCAUAUGGUCGCCAUCCUCAACCUGCCUCAACCUGCUCCAAAGGAGCCCAGUCACAGCCGAAGCAUAAGCGAUUAUACCAGCAUCAGCGAAAAGGACAGCCGACGAAGUGAUCUCGAAUCAAUCAUAAUAUAUGCUGAUGCGGGACUUCACCGUUCAAACACCGACAAACCGUGGAUAUGA